Molecule: messenger RNA, 1782 nt
Organism: Trichomycterus rosablanca
Lineage: Eukaryota; Metazoa; Chordata; Actinopteri; Siluriformes; Trichomycteridae
Gene: zfpl1
Product: zinc finger protein-like 1
Exons: 8
Coding region: 82-1065 (327 amino acids)
Cellular component (GO): Golgi apparatus
Source: RefSeq, a predicted model, not a curated record
ACCUGAAUAAAUAAGUGCUUUAAUUUUUACAAUUACUGAAAGUUUUCGAGCUGUGAAGUGCAAUUACAUUCCUGGUACAGGAUGGGUCUGUGUAAAUGUCCGAAGAGAAAAGUUACAAACCUGUUCUGCUUUGAGCAUCGAGUCAACGUGUGUGAACACUGUCUGGUGUCCAACCACAGCAAGUGUAUCGUGCAGUCUUACCUGCAGUGGCUCCAGGACAGCGAUUACAACCCCAACUGCACCUUGUGUAGUCAGCCACUAGAAUCCCAGGAGACUGUGAGACUGGUGUGCUAUGACGUGUUUCACUGGUCCUGUCUGAAUGAGCUGGCUUCACGCCUGCCCCUGUACACGGCACCAGCCGGUUACCAGUGUCCGACCUGCCAGGGGCCUGUUUUCCCCCCCGCCAACCUCGCCAGUCCCGUGGCCGACGUGCUGAAAACUCAACUCUCCGCAGUGAACUGGGCACGAGCAGGACUGGGUCUUCCACUGGUUGAAGACCAUCAUGAGGUCGAGGAGAGCUCGUCACAUGACGUCACUGAUUAUACAGACUGGACCUUUGACAACCCUUCUGUGGAGUCAGUUUCUGCCUCGUCACUCUCGUAUGCACCUGAGCCAGCGGUCACUCCAGCCCCCUGCCAUCAGGACCCUGGGCACGGGCACGGGCACGCCGCGCACAAUAAUGGCAGACUGGGCGUUCAGGAGCAUUCUGUCAUCAACAUGAUCACUGCACCUGAUACCAUCACAAUCAGUAAAGCCUCUUCGCCGAGGAAGGUGUACGACACGAGAGAAUCCGGCCACGAAUCAGUGACCCAAAUCGACUUCGAUGAUGAUAAGUACAGACGACGGCCAGCUCUCAGCUGGUUCGCACAGAUCUUAAAGAACCGUUUAGGACCCAAGAGAAAGUCUCUCACACUGAAGCAGAGGGUCCUCAUGCUCCUGGUGCUCGGAAUGAUCGGCUUCUUCACCCUCAUCAUCAUCAUGGCCAAACUGGGCCGGGCUUCAGCCGACGAAGACCCCAACCUGAACCCCAUGCUGAACCCCAAUAUCAGGGUGGGCCACAUGUGAGCAAAAUACAGUUUGAGCGCUGAGUGACGUUUGAGUGUUGGGACCUGCAAACACACCUCCUCUGGGGUAAAAUGGUCAUUUUGAUUACCCAGUGCUUUCCUGCAUGGAGUGAAGUGAAGAGAGGGGAGGAAAUGUCCCCCCUGUGGGUUUCGCUCCCAGCAAAGAAUAUUCUCCUGAGUUGGUCUAGAAUUGGCAUCCAGAAUGUUCUCAAUGCUAGACUCUGAUUCUUCACAAUGCAUUCAUCUAUAGCUGAAUGCAGUAAGUGGGUGUCCAAGUAUUUAUGGUGGUAGGGAGGUGAAGUUUUCACAGCAGUAUGGCUUAUACAUCACCAUACUGUAAAAGUAAACUUGCAAUUGCAUUGAAUACAAUACUAAAGCUCCAGACGACUUAAUGGCCAAAAGUAUGUGGACACCACUCUUAAUUAUUGAGCUUAGACAUUUCACCCACACCUAUUGCCAACAGGUAUAAAAUACUUUAUCCUGGGAAUCAAUGGGCGCAGGGCAUGAACACACCCUGGACAGGGCUCCAGCCAACCCCUCACAUAGCCAAACGUGUCUGUGUAGACACCCAGACUUGAAUCUUGCCACUGCGCCACCUGAGCGCCUUAAGAGAUAGUAUGCUUAGACAUUUGUGAUCAUUUGUGACCAAGGGGACAGUGGUUGCCUAGUGGGUUGAGCUUUGGGCUAUCAAUUGAAAGGUUGAGAGUUCAAAUCUCUA